UGCAGCCCAAACGAGUUAAUAUGAAGGAGAACACUGACAGUAUUUAGAAAGAUGCCAGAAGCCAAUGGACGAUCCAAUAGAUAAUUCCGAAGAGAACCCCGAACAAAGAACUGUUAUCGUGGGGCAACAUUCUCACGACACGAACAGUGCGCCAUCCGAAUCAACAACUGUUGAAUCAACCCCGAGCAUCCCACCAACAGAUUCGACAGCUGAGAAUAUUGAUGUCGAACACAAAGAGACAGAAGCUCCGCUAUCAAACACAACUAUCCUACGACGGAUUGAAGCUGAGUCUGCACCUAGCAACGCAACUCUCGACAAUGAAGGCAGCGAAAAGCCAAAACGACAUGGACGAUCUCGAUCGACCUCUGUAACAUUCCAGAUUGACAGUUCAACUGCGGCUGGAAGGAAGGGGAGACCGCGGACGAAAUCUGAUACCACAGUAAAAUCCAAGAGUUCGAACGGUCUCGUCUCACCGCCUUCUAUUAUCUCCGAAAGCACGUUAAAAGUUCCGAUUUUUGAUGGAAGACAUACCAAUGAUAAUCCAAUAGCCUCAGCUAGUGGAGUAACAGACAAUGAGGGUGAAGUUGAAAGCACGAAAAUCGAUAGAGUGGCACCUGAAGAGAACAAUGUGGAGCCUGAUGCAACUGCAGAGCUGGCCGAAUCACCAGGCACGUCUGAUGAAGUUCCUAGUGCGAUAAAUGGUCCGAAGCAUUCCCUGCUGCCAUCUCCCGUAAGUGGAGAGAAAGUAAAAAAAGGGCGCUCACAUACUCUAGCACACUCAUCACUUCAUCGAUCUCACUCUGAUGCCGGAAAACGAUCGUCCACGAGAACGAUUGACAAGGCACGAAGGCCUGCUUCCGAAGUUAGGUCAGAAAAGAAAGUGUCUAGCAGCACUUUUGGUGUCCUUAUAGUCGAGCCUGUAGGGCCUGACUCAACAGAAGGCGGUGUCGAGGUACCACAAGGGGGUACCAGCAAUGCGACUCCUGCGUCUGGAGUUGCAUCGCGUUUUGCAGAACAUAAUACUCGCGGCAACGAGAUAAACCGCAUUUCCGUGGCAACCACAGAGUCGGAUAACACGACCGAACGACGUCCUAGUAGUGUUACCCGACCACGUCGAGUGUCUUUCGCAGAGAGCGCUAUUGCGCCCUCCGAAGAGAACCUUUCCAGUAGUUGUGAAUCAAUGGGCUCCGAAAAAGAUGCUCAGGAGAUAGGUUCUCCGGAAACUAUUAUAUCGGAAGAUGACCAUGAAGUACCAGAGGUGAACGUUGAAGUACCACCUGCCCUCGAUGACGCGCCAGACUCCCAACGGUUACCCGAGAAUGAAACAUCAGCUCAUGAAUCUGACAACAGUGUGGCAAGUAACUCAACACCUCUUCAGGUGCCGGAUGUUAUCGAAGACCCCCCGACCUCGAGUCUUAUGGAAACCCCGCAACUCAGGCCGUCCGAGCUGGCACCUGGGACUACGCUUCGGGUUCUCGUUGCGCAUCAGGCAUCAGACGCUGAGGAACUGGAACUGGAGGCAGGAGAUCUCGUCGAGCUGGACCUUACUCCUGGAUCAGAUUCAGAGUAUUGGUGGUAUGGGACGAACCGCUCAUGGGGUCCAAAUAAUGGACAGCAGGGAUUUUUCCCUGCCGAAUGCGUGAAGGUAGAAACAUGGGAGGGCUCUCGUGAGAUAUCACACGACGCGCCUUCCAUAGUAAUUGCCAGUAAUGGGAUAUCAGAUAUCCCAGUAGAGGUUGCUGUUCCAUCGGAGCCCUCCAUAUACGGAGAAGUAGAGCAAUCGGUAGAAGACGAGGAAAAACAAUGUGUGAUACCGACUCGUGUUCCUCCGGGAACUAAAGUAACGGUAACUCACGUAUAUGAACGGACAAAAGCUGAUGAGCUAGACCUGACCCUCGGCGAAACAAUUGUCGUGAUGGAGGCUCCGGAAGGUGGUUGGUGGAGGGGAAUGAAAAACCUGGGCGGCAAAGAAGCGCAAUCUGGAUGGUUUCCUGCAACUAUGAUCAGAGUUGAUGAGGAUGAGCUGAGCGAUAAACAAAUGCAGGCAGGAGGCCUGCAGAGCGCCGGGGCUUCGGCGAUGCAACUUCCUACGAACGAUUCUCCCAAGCGAAAGUCAUGGUAUAAGCGAUUGGUUGUCAAAAGAUCAGCAACAUCCAACAACAAUAAUAGUAGUAGUACUAAUGACCGCAGUACAAAAAAGAACCGCAACCGAUCCCUAUCAGCCCCGCCCCCAAAUGCCAGUACCGGGGGGCUGACUGUUGACUAUGACUAUUCUAUGAUGAACCGAUCCGCAGAGGUAUUGGGACUAGAAUCAGUGAUGGAAGGUGUCGGCGAAAGCGAGCUACAAUUAAGUUGCAGUACCAAUGACAUUGGAGCUGUUCCGCAUAGUGCUCCGGUGAUCGUUGAGCCCCGUCAUCAGCGUUCGCGAAGUGCACCGCCUGUCUCCAUAGACUCCAGCCCUAAACAGCCUACCUCGCCAACGGCCGAGAUUCCGACUUUCAUGUUAACGGACUUCGAUCAGCCCUCACUCACCCAAUCACCUCCACAGCAUGAUUCUUUCAUCCCAAGUAAAGACAUCGACGUCACAGACCUUCUGCCAUCCCUUGCAAUCGUACCACCUCCUCAAAACGUACGAUUGUCGGCUCUAAUCAGCGACGAAGCCAUCGGUAAAUCAAUACGGUGGCAAGACCGCUUAGCAGAUACGGUGCUCCAGCAAAUGACGCAAAAAGAGAAACAGCGAAUGACGGCCAUUUUUGAGCUCCUAACAACGGAGAGGGAUUACGUACGAGAUCUAAAAAUCAUCAUUGAAAUCUUCAAAAAGCCCAUGGCCGAGCGAAAAAUCGUGAAUGCAAAAAUCAUAGACUCGAUUUUUUCCAACAUCGAGGAGCUGCUGGCAGUUAGUCAGGACUUUUUGCUCAGAUUGGAGCAGCUCUACGCCAAUCAUCCGAUAAUUGAUCGAAUAGGAAACGUGUUACUGACAAUGAUGGAGCGAUUUGUCAGUUAUACAUUGUACUGCAGCCAGCAUUCAGUAUCGGUUACGAAACAGUUGAGUUUGGCUCAGACGAAGAGAGAGUUUCGCGUGUUUCUCGAGGAAACGUACAAAAACCCGACAACCAGACAACUUGAUCUAGGCGGGUUCCUGAUCAAACCUGUGCAGCGGAUAUGCAAGUAUCCGCUACUGAUAAAGGAAAUACUCAAGAACACUGAAGAGAGCUCUGCAGACCAUGGAUUGCUGAAGGAGGCAGCUGAGAGGAUUCAAGGGAUUAUCAGUAUUGUCAACGAAGGGGCGCGGCAAGCCGACGGUGUUCGGCGAGUGGUGGAUAUACAAAAUAACUUUACAGAUAAAAUUAACAUAGUGACCCCAACUCGUCACUUAGUUCGUGAGGACGCAGUCUACGUGAACUACGCGGAAAUCAAAAAGCCGCGAAGACUCCUUCUAUUCAAUGAUCUUUUGAUAGUUGCACGCAAAGAUUGGAGGGAUAAAUACCAUCUAGUAGACCAAGCUAUCCUCAAAGACUGCAUCAUUGCGGAUGUGCAAGAGAAAGAGCAAGAUGCGGCAACCAAUCUUCUUGAACUUGAAAUCAACCCAUCUUCGGAUUCGCAUCUAGCCAUUUCAUCACGCUAUCUUUUCUCCGUCUCCUCGCCCCAGGUCAAACAAGCGUGGCUAGAUGCUUAUCGUAGCCUAACUCCAGCAAACAUUCCCAUCAGAUCCAAACAGCUCAGCGAAGCUGGCUCCAUCAUCUCAAAUCUUGAUCUCGUCGAAGAUGAAGAAGAUGUGGUAGUGGUGACAGAAGACACCGCUAAGCGCAGGGCUUCCGAGGUUGCAGCCCGUCAAGCAGCUAAAGAACGAGUAACAGAACUUGAAGCACGAUGUGACCGGGAGGGCAAGCGCGCAAUGGAAGCAGAAAGAGCUCUGGAAGCGGAGAAUGCGAAAAUAGAGGAGCUGACCUCCAAGCUGGACACUAUGGAGAAGAAGGCAAUAGAGGCUGAAACACGAGCCGCUGAGCUUUCGUCGAAAUUGUCCGAUACCAUUGCUGCUCGUACGGCGGUUGAAAAAGCCAGAGACGAAGCUAUGGAGCGCCUCACUGCGCAAGAAGCUACGCUCCUGGCGGGCGGUCGCCGUAUAGCCGAACUUGAGAAAGAAAACAAGGAACUGGGUGUUUCGAGGGAAGGCGGGCACCAGCGAGUGAAAAUGCUCACGGACGAGAUGAUACGUUUGAAUGAAACCAUCCACAAUUUACGGAGUGAUAUGGAGAGGGAGGAGAACAAACGGAUGGUCAUGGAAAGGGAGAAAUCUGCUGAACUUGCUCAAGCGCAGAAGCGCUUCGAAGAUGAAAUUAGUCAAGUUCAGAAGAGUUUUGAAGGAGUGUUUGAAAGGGAAAAGACGGAGAAAGAAGAGCUGCGGGCAGCUAUCGCAUCCAUCUCAUCCCGGCACGCAGCGGAAUUGCAAUCAACGAGGGAAGACGCAGAGGCACAGAUAAGAAAAACUCGACAGGAAGCAGAACUUUCUCUCACCCGACUUCGCGAGGAGAAUGAUGCUGCACUCCGCCGCAUUCGCGAAGAAAAUGAGUCGAUUAUCGGCCGGAUGCGAGAAGACAGUGAUGCCAAGAUUCAGUUCCUACAGGCGUCGCUCGAUCAAGAGAUACAGAACCAUGAGAUGACUCGACGUGAUAUGGAACAAGACAAAUCCAUACAAGUACAGCGCCUGACGAUUGAGUUGGAUUCCAUGAAACAAAAGGCAGUACAAGUGACAGAAGGGCUGAAGAGAUCUCUUGCUGAAGCGCAAGAGAAGCUUCGAGAGAGAGAAGCCGCCUUCCGAGCGCGAGAAGAUGCAUUCAGAGAAAAGGAGGUAGAGGGUGCAAAACUAGAAUUCGAGCGCAAUCAACACGCUUUCGAGCUGGCGAGGGUGCAUGCGGCUGUGGAAGCGGGGAAAAACGAACAACGUGCAAUGGUGGCCAACUUUGAGAAGGUCAUGCAAGAGCGGCAUCAGACGUUGACCAGGAAAGAAGCCGAGCUAGCGGAAAUUUCUCGAAAACUCACCGAAAGCACUCAGCUAAAUAUUUCCCUUCAGGCUGAGAUUGACAAGGGUCGUUAUGAAGCCAAUGAACGUCGUAGGAUUGCCGAGGAAUCGGCAACGCGGCUAAAGGAGGAACUGGCGGCCAUCAAGGCCGAACGUGUGCGUGAGCAACAACAAUACCAGGACCUGGAUCGCGCGCACCGAGAUACGUUCAAGCAGCUGGAGACUACUCGUUCACAACAGGCUCAACUCUCAGAAGCACAUCGCCGAUUGGUCGACGAAAAUGCGCGGCUUAAGGCCGGUCUAAACAACCACAGCAUCCAACUAACGCAAUUCUCCCAGGAAAAGCACGUUCUCCAAUCGCAAUUAGGAGAAGCACAUGAACGGAUCGCGAAAUUCUCGCAGGAUCUGGAUUCGUACCGUGCGGAGGAGCGAGUCUCAAAGGAAACCAUUCAAAGGCUGCAGGAUGAAGUCUAUCGCCUUGUUGUACGAGCUGAGCGAGCAGAGGUACAAGUCACGGAAUUAGAACGCAUACGGACGACCAAUGAAAGAGAAUAUGCAGAGAGUCGACAGGCGUUCCAAGCAGAGAUCGUCACCAUGAAAACCAGAAUGCAGAAAGCAGAAGACGAAGCCCGCGCCAAGCUGGAGAAAGAAGUGGCGGAAGCCCGACGACAGGGGCUGGCAGAUUCACAGAACGAGCGGCAGAGACUGUUGAAAGAGAAUGAGGAAUUGAGAGCCAAACUGCAACGGGAGACAGCAGACCUUCGACUCUUGCGAGACCGAGACACUGAAGAGAUUCGUGGCCGUUUGGAGCUUGUGGAGCGAUUAGAGUCAGAAACCAAGACAGCCAAAGGACGACUGGAACAUGAGAACGAAGCACUACGGGAUAAAAUCGGAAGAAUUGAAGCAGAAUUCCGGGAGAAGGCCAAGGCUGCAUCUUCUUUCAAAAAGCGAGCCCGCCAGUUGGAAGCUGAAAAUGAAAGCAUGGCUCAGAAGAUCCAAGAGCUGUCGGCAGCGUGGGACGAAUUGGAUGCUCGACAUCGACAUUUAGAGGGUUUGCACCGCGGUGCAGAGGAUGAAAUCAAUCAGCUCCGUGGGCGGCUGUCUGCUGCUGAGAGAGAUGCCGCAGCUGUUCAGAAUCGCUUGGAGCUAUAUAAUGAACUAGACCGCAAGUACCUGGCCCUACGUGACGAAACAGCAAAGAUUUCCAAUUCGUCACGAAGUUACGAGCAGGAAAUGCGAAAAGCACAGUUAAUAGCUGCGCGGAAGGGAAGGGAGCUAGCAGGGCUGCAAAUGGUGAUGGCUGAGAUAGCCAAGGCAAUGUCCUUGUCGCAGGGUAUGGUUAAGACGCCGUUUGGCGGACUUACCCCGAACACAUACGUCGCUCCGGACACCAGCAGUCAUCUGGUCCUACAUGGAAGCAGUGAAGCGCUCAAUACGGCUGGUACACCGUUUGAUAUUUCAUCUCAGUUAACCCACGUCGAUGAUUCCCGUAUAAUGGCAAUUCUCACGCGUAUUCACGAUAUGGCAUUGGAAAAUGACCGUCUUCGAGGAGACUUGGAGCUUGAGAGAGCAAAGCAGCAAGAGCUUCAAGAGCUCCGCACGCUAGCUGAACAGGAACGAGAUGCAAUUGUAGCCACGCUAAAGAAAUUGGAAGGGAAGCUCAAGGAUCGCACUGCCGCGCAUCGUGAACAGCUGCAGCGUGUCAGCACCUCUUCUGAGCGGUUAGCUAAGAGUGUCGAAGAUCUUGGGAGAGACAAAUCCGCCCUAGAAAAGGCACUGCAGGAGGGUAAAGACAAGAUUUCGAGCUUGGAACAGGACAAGGCGCAAUUAGAACGCCAAUUUGUAACUCUGUUUGAGCGCAUGGAAAUGUUGCAAGCCGCACACGGGAAAGAACUAGCUCGUUUAAGAGCCCAAAAUGCCGGGUUGAGCAAGGAAGUGGAGCUAAUCACGGUCACCCGGAACGAAGCUCUUCGGAAGGCUGAGGACGCUUCGGAAAAAAUGAAAGAAGCGGAACUUGAGCGAACACAUCUCAAACACCUCGCAGAAUCGUUGUCAGAAACAAAGCAAAAGACGCAGGUGCUUCUUGAAACAGCGAAUGCUACCAGCCGCCAGCUCGCCGAAGAGCUUGCACGGUGUAAAGCCGAACUUGGGGCCGUCCGCGCAAAAUGGGAGGAAAUUAACUCUCGCUCGGCGGACGCCGAGCGGCGACUAAAUUCGCAAAAGGUGGCCCUAGAGCGUGGCGUCAUUGACUUGGCAUCGGCUGGAGAUGAGCUGGAACGACGUUCCCAAGUUGUUGCGGUUCAUCGAAGCAUGCUGGAAGAAACUCAAGUAGAGUUCGAACGAGUUCUGGCCGGACGUGAUGCGCAGAUCGAGUCGUUAUACAGCGAAUUGCAGGCUGCCGCCAGUCGGGAAGGAAAACUUCAGGAUCAACUGAAAACCGUUACGGGGGAACUUCAGUGGGAGCAAAUACAAGCCGAAGAGGCUCGAUCUGAAGCUAAUAAUUUGCGUGCAGCCUAUAAAGCGUUGCAGGCUAAGAUUGUUCAUUCAGAUGCGCAAGUGAAUCGCAAUAGUUCUCGUCUUGCAAGCCUGGCAAGCGACCUAGAUCGAGACGAGAUCGAACCGUCGACUCCGGAACGUCGCUCGCUUACUGGAUUGCUACGAGAUGAAAGUGGUCCCUCAUCUCCACUGAUUCAUUCGGUUGCGGGCAUGUUUCGGGACUCGCCCACCAGAAUGCGCCACGAUACACAGUCGGGACCAGACCACUCAGUCAAACCCGCCCUCAGUCGGAAGUGCGGGCAAAUCAUUGAAAUCCUUUUUGCUUGCGAACGGCUUCUUGCUACAGUUUCUGAAAACCAUUCUCGCCCAGAGACGAGUCUGCGAAAUUCGGUGGCAUCACAACAAACCUCUGUCUCGGACAGCGUUACCAGCAGCACGUUUGCUCUUCAACAGCUUUCAUACCUCGUUACCACAGCGCGUCAGGAUGCUGCUGCAGGAGCCCUUCGCGAGAUUCGCGUUGGUUUGAUGCGCGCAAAAGCAUUAGUAGAGGAACUGGCGGAUUCUCGGACUCAGCCAGACGACACACGAAAGCGACUAGUAGCAAUUCGGAGUCCCUUGGCCUCCGGACGAGACUUAUCACGGAGAAGUAUAGAUAAAGGUCGGCGUGCAUCUAUGCCAGCCGCCCUGUAAGUAUAAGGUAAACCACAAUUGUAGAUAGGAGAUCGUAAUGUUAAGACAAUACCAGCAUGGAAUGUAUGCAAUAAUUUCAAAAUCUAUGUUAUUUUACAC
Molecule: messenger RNA, 8305 nt
Organism: Spizellomyces punctatus DAOM BR117
Lineage: Eukaryota; Fungi; Chytridiomycota; Chytridiomycetes; Spizellomycetales; Spizellomycetaceae
Exons: 8
Coding region: 65-8206 (2713 amino acids)
Biological process (GO): intracellular signal transduction
Cellular component (GO): cytoplasm
Molecular function (GO): protein binding; guanyl-nucleotide exchange factor activity
Source: RefSeq, a predicted model, not a curated record